Molecule: messenger RNA, 2001 nt
Organism: Penicilliopsis zonata CBS 506.65
Lineage: Eukaryota; Fungi; Ascomycota; Eurotiomycetes; Eurotiales; Aspergillaceae
Exons: 4
Coding region: 225-1778 (517 amino acids)
Biological process (GO): response to endoplasmic reticulum stress; protein folding
Cellular component (GO): endoplasmic reticulum
Molecular function (GO): protein disulfide isomerase activity
Source: RefSeq, a predicted model, not a curated record
GUGGCCAGUCAGGAAGCUUAGCUCUCAGAAAGAACAAACUGUCCUUAACUCCGCCCUGCCAGGUACGAUCUGCUGGGCUCCUCCUUUCCGCCAAAUACAUAUACUAGCCCUUCUCCGCCUUGUUUUCCCCCAUCGAAAUUUCCCUUUCGUUCCAUCCUCUGAUUCUCAGCCAGAGGUGCUCGGUUCUUGUGCAGCUUCCACAUCACCCCGCCAUCUAGAGAACCAUGAGGUCCUUUGCACCGUUCGCGUUGAGCUUGCUCGGAGCUGCAGCUGCAGUUUCCGCAAGUGCUGAUGUCGAGUCCAAUGUCAUUGCUUUGACCAAGGACACCUUUAACGACUUUGUCACAGAGCAUGAGCUAGUCCUGGCUGAGUUCUAUGCCCCCUGGUGUGGCCACUGCAAGGCCCUCGCCCCCAAAUACGAGGAGGCUGCCACCGAGUUGAAGGCCAAGGACAUCCCCCUCGUCAAAAUUGAUUGCACUGCUGAGGAGGACCUUUGCCGGGAAUACAAAGUGGAGGGCUAUCCUACUCUGAAGAUCUUCCGCGGUCUUCAGUCCAACAAGCCCUAUGCUGGUGCCCGCCAGACUGAGUCGAUUGUGUCUUACAUGGUGAAGCAGUCUCUUCCUGCGGUUUCGAGCGUGAAUGAAGAGAAUCUUGAAGAUUUCAAGACCAUGGACAAGAUUGUUAUUAUCGGCUACAUCGGUUCGGAUAACCAGAAGCAGAGUGAGAGCUUCCAGGCUUUCGCUGAAGAGCAGAGAGACAACUACCUGUUUGGUUCUUCGGAUGAUGCUACUCUUGCCGACUCUGAGGCUGUGACCCAGCCAGCCAUUGUUCUCUACAAGGACUUCGAUGAGAAGAAGGCUGUCUACACCGGAGAGUUCGACCAGGAGGCUAUUCUGACCUGGAUCAAGACGGCCAGCACUCCUCUUGUUGGCGAAAUCGGCCCCGAGACCUACUCCUCCUACAUGUCGGCCGGCAUUCCCCUGGGCUACAUCUUCGCGGAAACUCAGGAGGAACGUGAUGAGCUUAAGGAAGCCUUCCGCCCCAUCGCCGAGAAGCACCGCGGGGCCAUUAACAUUGCCACCAUUGAUGCCAAGGCAUUUGGUGCUCAUGCCGGCAACCUGAACCUUGAUCCCACCAAGUUCCCUGCCUUUGUUAUCCACGACACUGUGAAAAACACCAAGUUCCCUUAUGACCAGACGAAGGCUAUCGAGGCUGAGAGUGUCGGCGAGUUCAUCGAUGAUGUUCUCAACGACAAGGUUGAGCCUAGCAUCAAGUCCGAGCCUGUUCCUGAGGAGCAAGAAGGUCCCGUCACCGUUGUUGUUGCCCAUUCGUACAAUGAACUCGUCAUCGACAACGACAAGGAUGUCCUCGUUGAGUUCUAUGCCCCGUGGUGUGGACACUGCAAAGCUCUUGCUCCUAAGUAUGAAGAGCUUGGCAAGCUGUAUGCUAAGAACUCGGACAAGGUGACCAUCGCCAAGAUCGAUGCUACCGCCAACGACAUCCCCGAGACCAUCCAAGGGUUCCCCACGAUCAAGCUGUUCCCGGCUGGUUCCAAGGACUCUCCUAUUGAGUACUCGGGAUCCCGUACUGUUGAGGAUCUUGCCGAGUUCAUCAAGGCCAACGGCAAGCACCAGGUUGAGGGUGUUGCCGAGGAGGAGGUGGAGGAACCUGAAGAGGCUGGUACUGUUACUGCCACUGCCACUCCCGUCUCUUCUACCGCUUCCGAGGAGGCUACCGCCGCUCCUGCGGAUGAGGAUAAGAAGCACGAUGAGCUUUGAAAUGGCAUUUUCUUUACGAUUCAAAUCAUGAAAUGUAUUUUAUCAAAUUGAAUGGAAUUCAAACUCGAAAUUUCUUGAUACAAGUAGCUCUCCAAGCCCUGGUCUUCUCUUUUAGACUUCUCUUCUUACUUCUCAUAUGGUGCAUGAGCAUUAUUGGGCCUGUCUUGACUUUAUAUGAAUACAUAAAAGACUACACUAGGUGAAAUUUGGGGUUCUCUCUGGG